This is a messenger RNA of Uranotaenia lowii, 806 nucleotides long. RefSeq lists its product as uncharacterized. NCBI's taxonomy places the organism in Eukaryota, Metazoa, Arthropoda, Insecta, Diptera, Culicidae. The transcript has 4 exons. The coding region runs from base 57 to 737 and encodes 226 amino acids. The record is from RefSeq and is a predicted model, not a curated record.
UCAUUUGUUCUAAGAGGUAGUAUUAUAAAAAAAAUCUUUACUUAAAAAUACUGAAAAUGAUUACACUAAAAGUAAUUGCGCUGGCUGUUCUAGUAUUAACAUUGGCAUCUGCAGGCGCCUUCGUUUUGAUGGAAACAGAAGAGUCGGGACUGUUGUUGAAAAAUGAAACUCUCAUUCAAAUGUUUUGUAUCAGGGAAUCAGGAUCCGAUGCAGCCUAUCAGAAAUAUCUUUCCACACUCGGAAAUCUCGGCUUGUGCAUACUGAAUUUAAACGAUUCGUCGGAUAUAUCAUUCGAGGCCACAUCAUCCGGUGUGAUACGAAUAAAAAACCCUUGUCCAUUGUUGAACACAAGUCUCCCUUGUUUCGAUGGUUUUAAAGAAGCUUUCACCUUGUGCUUUCGCGAAGAUUCUGCUUCGUUAACUGGGCAGGUGGCGAAUGAAAUCACCAGCAAUUUAUACAAUUUGAUGUGUGGUGAUGCAUCCAUCUAUGAAGAAAUGGGACAGCGAGCUUUCCAUCAAUGUGUUACUCGAUUAUGGAAUGAACUCGAUGAAUGCAGUGGGCCUAGCUUAUUCCCAAAGAAUUCAAGAUAUGAUAACGUGUGCGGGGCAUACAAGUUGGGUCGAGAAUGUUUGCAGAGAAAAGUGAACGACUGUGAGACUCAAGAAGUCAUGAAACUAGUGGAUGCUGUCUUGGAACCGUUUAACAAGUUCGGUAGAUGUAUGGAUGAUGAUUUUUAACCAACAAAUGCAUCAACAGGAAAUACUAUUCAUAAAAAAAUAAAUUAAAAAUGAACAAAAUAUAUAUAG